Messenger RNA from Ustilago hordei, 3747 nucleotides. RefSeq lists its product as uncharacterized. Gene Ontology annotation, molecular function: polynucleotide 5'-hydroxyl-kinase activity. Bases 1 to 3747 code for a protein of 1248 amino acids. NCBI's taxonomy places the organism in Eukaryota, Fungi, Basidiomycota, Ustilaginomycetes, Ustilaginales, Ustilaginaceae. The record is from RefSeq and is a predicted model, not a curated record. The transcript has a single exon. Gene Ontology annotation, cellular component: nucleus. Gene Ontology annotation, biological process: cleavage in ITS2 between 5.8S rRNA and LSU-rRNA of tricistronic rRNA transcript (SSU-rRNA, 5.8S rRNA, LSU-rRNA).
AUGUCUCGAAAGAAGGAAGCAGCUGCCGCUCCGAUGAGCGCAGUGGCAGCUCGCCAAGCUCGCCAGCAACAGGCUCAGGCAGAAGCGAGCGGCUCGGGGAAGGCUUCUGCUUCGCGCUCGUCUAGGAGGACCUCCUCUUCUCGACGUGGGCCAGACAGCGAAGCCGAAGACGAUGUUGGUAUCGACGAUGACGAUGAUAAAUCGACGGGUGUCCGGGUAGACAUCCCGCUACUAUCCGCAGCUCAGACCAGCGAGCGUUCCGCCGAGCGUUCCGCCGAGCCUUCCUCUUCGAAGACCCAACCUCGUUAUACUUCGAAGCGACGACGACGCUCGUCUAUUGCUCAACUUGACGACUCAAUUGCAGCAUCAAGGCCACGGAGGAGCUCUGUCUCUGCAUAUGCGAAGCCUGACGUCGCCGAGGCUCAGUCGACACCCAGGGUAACCAAAGCCUCUGCUAGCACACCAUCCCGCAGCGGUGGGAAGAAAGCUUUAGCCUCGACUGCAACGCCCGUCUCUAGCCAGAAGAAGCGCAAGUCGCUAAGCGCUGCGGAACUGGUCGAAUCGGGCGACGAAUCGGGUCCAUCGAUUGAUGAUAUCCUCGAGGAGUUCAACCUCGGAUCAGCCGACGAGGCAUCGCAGCCGCCACGGAAGAAGUCAAAAGCCCGCACUCCAGUCAAAUCCCGCAGGAGCAUCGCGGAAGAAGCCGAGUCGUCGGCUGAGCCGGAGCGCAAGGCAGCCAAACAGUCGCCAUUGAAGACGCCUCUCAAGAAGAAGACAGCCAAGACAUCUCCCGCCAAAGAAGCAGCAUCGGAAAAGCCGACAAAGGAAAAAGGGAAAGGCAAGGCCACAGGCUUAGCCAAGCAGAAGUCCUUAUUCGCUACUCCCGAUGCAGAGAGACUGAAGGUGGCUAAGCGAUACUUUGCGGGUCCUGCUGGCAAACACGCCAAGGCGAGCAUCGGCACUUCUGCAAUGCCCGUCGAGAACGAGGUGACGGGCUUCCUGGCCUUCGGUGAGAGUGACGACCAAGACGAAGAGGUAGCAUCCGCACCUGGACAUGACCUCGUGGAAGGAGACGCAGCGGAGGGCGUUGACUCUGACAACUCCUCGGAGGAUGACGAGAAGGAGACUGACGAAGCAGCGGUUAAGACCAGUCCGCAACGUCACACAUCCACCCGCAUCACGGCUGCCAAACAGCAAUCAGAUCGCAAGGGAAAGGGUUGCGCCGAGCCAAUCGUCCCCAACAGCGACAGUGAAGAGGAGGACGGAGAAGAAGAUGAUACUGCGAACAAGCUGACUCGGGAAGCACUCCUGGACGCAAUCCCGUACUCCAACUUCACACCGAUCCUGCAGGGAGACUCGCAGAACGUACACGUCAUCGAAAACAAGCGCAAGCGUGCAAGAGAAGAGCUGUACUUUGGCAUGCGACAUGGAGAAACCCUUGUUUUCGUGGGCAUCGGCCACAUCGAGGUACUUUGGGGCUGCGUCCAGAUCGGCGGUGCUAUCAUUUCUUCGUCGGACCAGGGCUUCCGCACCACCAACAUCUUUGCUCCCGUCAGCAACCCACUCCCAGUCCUCAAGUCGAUUCCUGGAUCGGUGUUGAACGUGCACGACUCACAACAGAAUGGCUCCAAGUCAGGAGAAGACCUCAAUGCGGAUCGCGUCGUCAGCAACAUAUUGCGCAGCGGCUUCGACACAGUCGUCAAACUUACGCCACUCUCGUCCCCCAUCACAGCCAUCGGCCAGGUCUGUCCCAUCGGCGGCCUCGCAACCCCAUUCUCGAUGCCGCCCAAUCUCGAACUCGGCAGUCUUUACCAGCUCUCCACUAUCAAGAUUCUGAUCGCUCCUGACGUUGAGAAGAUUGCUCGGAAGCCCAGAAAUAUCGCAGCUCACGGUAUGUUUGCUACUGCUGGCCUUAGCGCCACCUAUAUGCCUCACACCUGGCAGAACGCCCUCCGAACCCUUACAGCAUCCGCCUUAUCGGCAGCGCAACACCCACAGGAAGAGUCCGUCGUCGCUCUAGUUCGCGGCAACAAGAAGGUCGGCAAGAGUACACUCAGUCGCAUGGCUCUUGAACAAUUGCUAUCGUUGGGUGACAUGAUCGGAGGCAAGGCCGCCUACCUUGAGCUCGAUCUAGGUCAGAGCGACUUUGGUCCGCCAGGCAUGGUGGCUUUACACGUCUUUGACAUCGCUGACGAGGUGCAGAAGCGACAACGACCCGAACAGAAUGAGGAGCACGAAGGAGCUGAGCAGCGCGAGAGUGAAAUGCAGAACGGCCACACUGCAGCACAAGCAGGAUCCUCCAACCCCGAAGGCAUCGAAGGUCCCGCUCGAGGCUGCAUCACCCUCGGUCCAGGCUGGUGCCAACCUCGCGUCCCCGUUCGUGCACACUUCACCGGCGAUGUCUCGCCCCGAGACGAUCCCGAGAGCUACGUCGCUGCUAUUCACGAUCUCAUCGAAUACUUCCGCACAGAUAUCCAGCCCGGCCAACCUGACGCUUCAAGCAAACAGCAGCGAGUCCCACUCAUCAUCAACACGCAAGGCUGGAUCAAAGGUCUUGGUGCCGAUCUCGCCUCUCGACUCGAACCUGUGCUCCGACCCACACACAUCCUUGACGUUAUUCCACGGGGAUCGCCUGAUCCCGUACCUCCUCCCACCCGUGGCCCUGUCUGGCUGGACGCUCAUGGAGCGAUCGCUGGCUCUGGGCCUGAGAUCAUCACUCUCGAGAGUGUCUCGCAAUUGGAGUUCGUGCAGGGUACAUUCGGACAGCAGGGCAAUAACGGCAAUGGCAACUAUCAGAAUGGUGUUGAGGAGAAGAACGGCAGAGGAUCGAGUAGGGAAGAUGCUAAGACAGGAAAGGGCGGUGACGGAGGCUCAACUCCUCCGCGCUACGUCACUGAGAUGGGCUCGAAACUCGCACCUGCCGAAAGCCGACUCUUGAACGUCAUGAGCUACCUCUACGCGCAGAAGCUCGCCACAGCUGGAAACUCCAACGCAUUCAAGACUCAAGGCACAUGGGACUUCUCCGAGCCGCUCGCGUACCGCCGUCCACUCUUCAUCGACGUUGCUUCUGGUCUGCAGGCUGGUAUCCGCGUCCUUGCUCUUGGAUCAUCCGUACCUGACAGCCUUAAGCUCCUUGCAUUGAACUCCUCCAUCGUCGGCAUUGUUGUCUCUGACCAAGUCGACGAGGAAGAUCCCGCAGCAGAGGAGGAAGGCAACCCAGCAAGCACCUGGAAACAAGCCUUCGACCGAGCAGCCCACCUCGCUCACUCCGCUCCUGGUCUCUCCACUCGCUGCCUUGGCCUCGGCAUCGUCCGUUCCAUCGAUCCUGCCUCAGGCCAGAUCCACCUUCUCACACCUCUCGACACCACUUUCCUACAAGAAAUUCAGCAAAACAGCUGCCGCAUCGGUCUGGUCAAAGGCGCUCUUGAACUUCCCGUGUGGGCUUCACUCGACUUCGAGGCGAUCAAAGAAGCUAGGGAGAGCAAACUUGAUGUUUCCCCCGCUACUUUCUAUUCGCAGGAUGAAGCUGGUUCCUCGAAGGGCGGUCAGGCGGAGGUGCCGUUGCUGGCUGGAAUGCCACGUAACCAAGUGCCGUAUCUCGAAUGGCCUCAUGCUGCCACCAGCGGACCGAAUCGUCAGAAGAAGGGAAAGCAAACCGCAGUCAAUGGAGCAGAGGGUCCGAUUCAGUUGGGUUCGGAGAAGCGUCGUGUUCGACGCAAUCUUAUGCGUAAGAGUCAGUUUGCCUAG